GCCAGCUGUCUAACAAUCAGCCCUGCAGGACUUUGGAGAAAAGUGUAAACAUUCACAAGGUUGAAGGAUCCACCCUGGAGAGAGAGAACCUGAACAGAGUGUUGGGGGCAGUCUCCUGAGCUUCAGAGAGUCUUGCCUUUCUUCCUUUCUGCACCCAGUGAAUGACCUCACCUGGGCAGCGUCUUGGCCUGUGAAGAGGAUAAAGUUAGAUGUGAUUUUGUUUCUUAUACAAGCUGAAGUGACGCUGGCCUUGAGGUUGUUCCUUCCUCCACCUCCCAAGUGUUAGGAUUGCAAGAGUGUGUGAGCAGGUCCAGCUUUCCGGUGACAUCUCCUGUAAGCUCAGCACAGAAGGCAAGACUAUGUUUCAGGAAAGCAAAUAGACUUAACUGAGGAUGUCUGAAAACCUUGACAAGUCCCAUUUAAGUGAAGCAGGAGAGUCAAAGCCGGAUGCCUCUGAGCAAGGCCUGGAAGGAGCUCUGGAGUGCUCUGAUGAAGCCUUACAGAAAAGAAUAAAGGCAGAUUCACCCAGUCCCCAGAGAGUGGGAAGACCUCACUCUAGCCCUUCUCGGCUUGUCACUGUAGAGGAACUUCUAGAAACAGCAAAAGGAGUCACCAACAUGGCUCUGGCCCACGAAAUUGUAGUAAAUGGAGACUUCCGGAUCAACGCUGUUGAGUUAGCAGAAGGCAGCUUGGAGAAGAGAGUAAAGGAGAUUGUGCAUAAAGCAUUCUGGGAUUGUUUGAGUGUCCAGCUAAGUGAAGAUCCCCCAACAUAUGACCAUGCCAUCAAACUUGUUGGAGAGAUCAAGGAGACUCUGUUAUCAUUCUUGCUGCCUGGUCACACUAGACUAAGAAACCAAAUAACAGAAGUAUUGGAUCUGGAGCUGAUAAAACAAGAAGCAGAGAAUGGGGCCCUAGACAUUUCCAAGCUGGCAGAAUUCAUUAUUGGCAUGAUGGGGACAUUGUGUGCACCUGUUCGAGAUGAGGAAGUUAAAAAGCUAAAGGACAUUAAGGAAAUAGUGCCUCUCUUCAGGGCAAUAUUUUCUGUGUUGGACCUAAUGAAAGUAGACAUGGCUAACUUUGCUAUCACCAGCAUUAGGCCACACCUCAUGCAGCAGUCGGUCGAGUAUGAGAGGAAGAAGUUUCAGGAAGUGUUGGAGAAGCAGCCGAAUUCCCUGGACUUUGUCACCCAAUGGCUGGAGGAGGCCUCAAAUGACCUUUUGACUCAGAAGUGCAAACAUGCCCUGCCGGCUGGGGGAGGGGCUGCUGGCUCUGGGGAUGCUCCAGUGCUGACCUCUGUUUCUGUCCAGAAUUAUGCCUAUCUGAAGCUUCUGAAAUGGGACCACUUUCGGAGACCUUUCCCCGAGACCAUUUUGAUGGACCAGUCUCGUUUCCAAGAGCUCCAGCUGCAGCUGGAACAGCUGGCCAUCCUGGGAGCCGUGCUGCUGGUCACCUUUAGUAGUGCCGCACCUGGACUCUCUGGCCAGGCCGACUUUGCCGAGAAACUCAAGAUGACGGUGAAGAUUCUGCUAACGGACAUGCACCUGCCUUCCUUCCAUCUGGAGGAUGCCCUGACUUCCAUUGGGGAGAAGGUGUGCCGGGAGGUGAGCAGCUGCCUCUCCCUGUGUGGAUCUUCCCCGUUCUCCAUCAAUAAGGAGACUGUGCUCAAGGGCCAGAUUCAGGCCCUGGCCAGCCCUGACGACCCCAUUCGCAGGAUCAUGGAGUCCCGGAUCUUGACCUUCUUGGAGACAUACCUUGCCUCUGGUCAUCAGAAGCUCUUGCCUACAGUGCCUGGGGGAUUGGGUCCCAUUCAGAAAGAGCUGGAAGAAGUUGCCGUGAGAUUUGUGCGCCUGGUCAACUAUAACAAGAUGGUGUUCUGUCCUUACUACGAUGCGAUCCUCAGUAAGCUCCUCCGCUCUUGAGGUGCAGCUGCCGCAUGCCCACCUCAUCUCAGACCCCUGCAAUGCCCUCGCCGGCAUGUGGUACAUUUCCUGUUUAAUAGCGCUGGUUCCAAAGGGAAGACCGUCGUGUCGCGGGUGAAAAGGCUUAAGAAUACACCGACUUCUGUUUUGAGGACAGUCUUUAUGAGUGCAAGUUUACAAACCCAAGAAGCUUUCGUUCUCUUGAGUUUAUAGUAGCACUUAGCUUUCAUUAGUGGGCUGCCUGUCUCUCUUGCUGCAACAGGUUGGAGGUGCCACUUCUCCCAAGGGGCCUGGGACCAGCCUCUCCUGUGGGUCAUUCAUUCUCAGAUGUUCCAUGCUGACAGUUGUAAGCUAUGACUUGACCUUUUGUCCCGUUUCCAGCAUUGCUCCCCUACUCUUGCUGUGGGUGCUCCAUGAUCGGGCUGUCUCCAGCCUUACAGUGUCCUAUCCCACUCUUGCCCACCUCUGCCCAUUUACUGUUUCUCGGCUCUGGCCUAACCAGUGUUCCAGAGCCCUUUUGUUCUACACCAGAGUUACUUGAUAAUUUAUUUUGUCUUAUUUUAUUAUUACUAUUAUUGAAAGAGCAUCUCUCUAUACAUACUCCUGGCUGGCCUGGAACUUGCUUAUGUAGAGCAGGCUGGCCCCAGACUUGCAUCAGUCCUCCUGCCUCUGUCUCAUAAAUGCUGAGGUUCCAGGCCUCUGCCACCACACCCAGUGGCUAUGACAUGGUUUUUAAAGGCUUGUUUGGUUGGCUUACGAUGUAGUACAGUGGUCAGUGACUGCCUGGCCUGCACAGGCCCUGGGAUCUAAACAGUGGAAGAUGUUAUGUGCACAAGCAUACAUGACACCCCUUCACCACACACAGCACUGAGAAGCCAUAGCCCCCGUAGCAUCGGUUACUUGAAAGGUCGGAGGAUUGUUUGUGCCCAGGAGCAGCUUAAGUAACAGACUCCAAAUUAAAAUAAGAACAGAGCCAGGCAUGGUGGCAUACCCCUUUAAUCCCAGCACUCAGGAGGCAGAGGCAGGUAGAUCUCUGCAUUCAAAGCCAGCCUGGUCUACAGAGUGAGUCCAGGACAGCCAGAGAGAGAUACAUAGAGAAACUGUGUCUCGAAAAACAAAACAAAGAACAGAAAUACUGUUCUUUCUAUAGAAGUGCUCCUGAGCCAUGAUGGCGGCAGUUGAAGCUUACGGUAUGGUAACAUACCACAGCUUACCAGGUAUGGUGACAUAUGCCUGUAAUUUUAGCUCUCUGGAGGCCAAGGCAACAGAAUUGCAAGGUGAAGGCUAACCUGGACUAUAUAACGGGAGCCUCAUUCAAAACCACAACAGUGACCUAUGAAGUCUAAAGAAAUGAAAUUAUUUUACUUUAAUCCUUAAAAGAGAGGUGUUUAUAGUUUAGUAUAAGAGGAAAGAAGAGAAUUCACUGAUGAGAACACAGAUGUGCUGAUGGAAUUCUAAUUGAGAAAUUAGAUUUUAAGUGUUAGAGGGAACAGCCCAACCUCACUGUCUAGAUAAGGAAGUAAGAAGAGUCCUCAGUAUUUGAGCAGAAUUCCUGACACAUCGUGUGCCAUGAGAGUGCUUUGAUGUGGUACAGAUGAUCUGUUAAAUUUUAUAUUCUAAUGUGUGUGUUUUAGACAGGGCAUUAUGGUAGAAGCAGAGCCAUGAGGGUGGAGUGAUCUCCAGCUGGAUCCCUGAGCACCAGGGACUGAAAACUGUCCAGUAAUGCCAGGCUUCAGGAGAGGGUGUGGUGAGCCCAGCCUGGGAAGUAGAUCCUAAUGCUUCAGAGGCUGAGGCAGAAGGCCAGCCUGGGCUGCAUAGCAAGACCCCCCUCCUGAAAAAUAAAUAAACAAGUAGAACGAUG
Molecule: messenger RNA, 3780 nt
Organism: Meriones unguiculatus (Mongolian gerbil)
Lineage: Eukaryota; Metazoa; Chordata; Mammalia; Rodentia; Muridae
Gene: Tcp11l1
Product: t-complex 11 like 1
Exons: 11
Coding region: 393-1919 (508 amino acids)
Biological process (GO): signal transduction
Source: RefSeq, a predicted model, not a curated record